AUGAUUCCGGCAUAUCCGGGCUCCCCCUUCAAAGCCCAGGACUCGAUGCGCCCACCUUCGUGCACCUACUGUCUCAAGACGAAGAAGAAGUGCACCUUCGUCUGGGCCCAGGCGCAGCUCCGCGGCGGCGCCAACAAGGCCUCCCCCGGCACUGACGACUCGAGCGAGCCAGCCGGCGCCGCGCAGCAGUUCUAUGGCCCUGUGCCGGGCUACGAUGGGGCGCUCAUGUCGCGGGGGGAGGCUGACUACGGCGCCAGCUUGGGACCGGGCAUGCUCGCCAUGAAGCAGCAGCUGAGCCCGCAGCUUGACAUGUUCUCUUCGGCGCCUCUUGACAUCAAUGCUAUCCCGUACGCGAGUCCCGCGAGCAACUCGACCGACGGGGGACAGUGGAUUGCCCCGGCGGGCACAUCACUCGAUGUCGGCCAGCAGGCCUUCUGGGGCUCGCUUCCUAACCUGUCCAGUGACGAAACACAGUCGUACGGCUCUCACUCAGAGGAAGGGUUUCUCCCCGGGACGGACUGGCUGGGUCGAGACCCGUCGUUCCAAAAUGUAGACUCGGAGCUUACCUUCUACCAGGAGCGUAAUGCUAGGAGGGAUUCACCCCGUGAAAGCUGGACAAACUGGACCGCGCCUACCUCCUCGCUCUCCCUCCUCACGCCCCAGGAACACAUGAUGACCAUCUCAAACAACGCCAUGAUAUCCGAGAACCUCCUCCGCAUCUACCACGACGUGCUGGAGCACAAUCUCUCCUGCUGGCUGGCGGAGGAGACCUGCCCCUACGGCAGCACGACGCUAACACUUAUGAGAACAUCUACACACCAGGGCGGAAUGCCAAACGAACUCGGCUCAACUUGGUCAAAUAAGAUAUACGGCCGCGUGAAGCGCCUGGACCGCGUCGCUCAGAGAAACAGGCUCCUUCAACUACGGCCCACCGAGGACCAGGCCGCGUCGAAGGCGCUCGAUUUGGUCAUCAUGGCGUUUGCGAGCCAGUGGGCUCAGGGCAGCUACCGACAAUGGGAGCAGUACAAAGAUGGUCAAGGGGAAAGCCCAAACCACCCGGGAUCGGAUGGCACGCCGCCGCCUGAGGAGUUCGACCGCCAGAUUCAGAGAUCCCUAUGGGGUCAAGCGAAAGCAGCACUGGAGAAUGUAUCGGGCCUCGAAUGUUUCAGAGUAGUGUGUGCCGAGUUGAUAUUCGGUCUAUGUCAGAGACCUAUGGAUGAAACGAGCAGCUGGGACAGUGGUGACUACGGAGCCUACAACUCCGGCAGCGUCAUGGAAACACUAAUGGACAGGCUGCGAGAAGCAACCGAGAACGAAGAACCGCCUAUUUUUAUGGAGAGGGGAACUCGGAAAAUCCACGCCCUCAAGUGCAAGUUCGAUUUAUGGGAAGCCGGCUGGUUGGACAGAAACAGAGGCCGGACAGGAGGGGGCGCGGAUGCGGAGAUCAAGGAGGGAAAGCGGACGGUACAGCUGCUCUACUGGCUAUCUGUCAUGUUCGACACGAUAUCCUCCUCUACCAACGAACGACCAGUCGUGGUAGCCGAUGAAGAGUGCCAGCACGAUGCCGCCUGGGAUAUGCAAAAACUAGGAGAUGCGAUCGAUUCAUAUGGCCAGGCGACUGAAACACUGCCGCAGAAAUGGCAGGUUAAUCUCUUCAUCCAAGACGACCUCGAAAAGCCAAGCAAGAUCCCAUCCUGGCCCUGCUCGUACGACGAUGCCGCCGCGACAGUCACAAAAUCCGCCCCAGUCAAGGUUCUUCUCUUCAGGCACGUUUCCUAUCUACAGAGCGCCAUCAGACGAGGCCGACGGGGGAAAGUCAUCGAGGACAACAUAAACGCGAGUAUGAUGAUCUACAAGUAUUGGAACGUCACGUACGGCCCCUUCCAUCGAAGCCUAAUCCGAGACUACGACGCAGUUCCGCCCCGUGUGCAGAGCUGGUUCGUAUGUAUAGCAUCGCACUGGCACCUCGCCGUGCUCUUACUUGCCGAGUCGAUCAGUUUCGUCGACAAGAAACAGCUUGGGAUCGAAGAUGUGCGGCGUAAGCGGACCAACGCCAACUUCUGCCGGCAAAUGGCCAAAUCCAGCGCUAUGGAAAUUUCGGAUAUUGCCGCAGUGGCUGCUCCCAAGCAUGGGAGCAAGCCUAGCAACAAUGCCAGCCAGUGGUCGUUGCCUCCUGGCACGCAAGAUCCCUCAUUCCACUCUGUAACUCACGAGGGUGCCAUCCUGACGGAACCUUGGACCAUACUCAUCAUCAGGGCAUUCACAAAAGCGGCAGCAAUCCAUCUGGAGCGAGCCGAGGAACUAUGGCACUCGAGGUCGUCGGAUCCAUCUGGAGGGCGGGGCGAGAUCCAAGGGUUGCUGGAUCGUUGCGAACACUGCACGAGGGCGUUGUGGUUACUGGGGAAGAAGUCCGACAUGGCGAGAAAGGCUGCGGAAAUAUUGACUCGGGCUCAUUCAGAGCUGGCGGGUCAAAUCGCCAUGGGAUCGGUAAUGGUACCGGUUGAGUCAUGGGAAGGGAUAUUGAAUUGGAUUAGCACCUGA
Messenger RNA from Clonostachys solani, 2541 nucleotides. Lineage: Eukaryota; Fungi; Ascomycota; Sordariomycetes; Hypocreales; Bionectriaceae. The record is from the annotation of a GenBank genome assembly.